This is a messenger RNA of Trachemys scripta elegans, 5492 nucleotides long. RefSeq names its product N-deacetylase and N-sulfotransferase 2 (gene NDST2). The record is from RefSeq and is a predicted model, not a curated record. NCBI's taxonomy places the organism in Eukaryota, Metazoa, Chordata, Testudines, Emydidae. Gene Ontology annotation, cellular component: Golgi apparatus. The transcript is spliced from 14 exons. Gene Ontology annotation, molecular function: deacetylase activity; heparan sulfate N-sulfotransferase activity. Bases 712 to 3351 code for a protein of 879 amino acids.
ACUGAAGUGCAACUGUACUUCACUGCCUGGGAAGCCUGUCCGGUGCCAACAAGACUUUUCAUUGCCUUAUUCUGUCCUCAUAGCACGGUUACUGUAAUGUAAUCAUUACCUGGGUUCUGGAGAGCGAAGGUGCUCCUGCUAAGCAAAUAUUUACAAACACUGCUGAGAGCUGACUUUCAGGAAAGGAAGAGAGGAAUACCCUUUAAAACCUUGUUUCUCUGAUUUAAUUUAACAGAGAAAAUUGUUUGACUUUGAGAGCACAAAAUCCAAGGAGCAGCUCCCCUUCUUCAGACUGACUUGAGGUGUAGCCAGAAGGUGCCAUCAUGUGAAUGGCAAGCGGCUAGCUGAGGAAUAGACUCCAGGUGGGAUUCCCCGGCUUCACACACAGCACGCAGGAUGGCUGACUGAUUUGGGCUUGGAAACAAAGGCGAUUAUAAGCACACCGUCCUCUCUAGGACUUGGCUGAGAGAGAGGAGUGGCGGAGGGGGCAGCAGACGGAGGAGCGAUGGGAAUUGAGGACCAUGGUUACUUGAGAUAAAUGGCAGAUCCCUGGGAGUCUAGUCUAGAAGCUGCUCGCUUUAGUUUUCCCUCGCUCUGCAGCCACUGUUUCUUGUUCGCGAGCUGCCGCUGGGUGCUGCCACGGUGGCGCUGGAGAUCUCCAGGACGACUUGAGUGCAAAGCUUGAGGAGGGGGUGGGCCGCCCGCCUCACCAUGAUUCAGCUGUGGAAAGUGGUGCGGCACGUGCGACAGCUGGAGCUCCACAGAUUGAUCCUGGUGCUCAUUGCCUUCAGCCUGAUCUCCAUGUGCUUCCUGGCCUACUAUGUUACCAACAGCCCCAAAAUCAAGGAGCCACUGCCCCUGCCCUUCAGCGACUGCAGCAACCAGCACAGGGUCCCAAUCCCACCCCAGGCCAGUUGGAGGCUCACCAAAUCCGUUGACACCUCGCGCACUGAGCCUGUGGUGCUAGUCUUUGUGGAAAGCAUUUACUCCCAGCUGGGGCAGGAAAUUGUGGCCAUCCUGGAAUCCAGCCGGUUUAAAUAUAGGACAGAGAUUGCCCCUGGCAAGGGGGAUAUGCCCACCCUGACAGACAAGGACAGGGGCCGCUAUGCUCUUAUCAUCUAUGAGAAUGUCCUUAAAUAUGUGAACCUAGAUGCUUGGAACCGGGAGCUGUUGGACAAAUACUGUGUGGAGUAUGGAGUGGGGAUUAUAGGGUUCUUCAAAGCCAAUGAGAACAGCUUGCUCAGUGCUCAGCUCAAGGGAUUCCCCCUCUUCCUACACUCUAACCUAGGGCUCCGGGACUAUCACAUCAACCCCAGUGCCCCUCUGCUCUACAUCACUCGGGCCAACGAGGUGGAGCAGGGUCCCCUGCCUGGUGACGACUGGACUGUGUUCCAAUCAAACCACAGCACCUAUGAGCCUGUGCUCUUGGCCAGCACAAAGUCUUCAGAAUCCAUUCCUCAUCUGGCCACCCACAAAGCACUGCAUGCCACUGUCGUGCAGGACCUGGGUCUGCAUGACAGGAUCCAGCGGGUCCUCUUUGGAAAUAACCUCAACUUCUGGCUGCACAAACUUGUUUUUGUGGACGCCAUUGCUUACCUGACUGGCAAGCGCCUCUGCCUCACUCUUGACCGCUACAUCCUCGUGGACAUCGAUGACAUAUUUGUGGGCAAAGAGGGCACUCGCAUGAAGGUGUCUGAUGUGGAGGCUCUCCUGAACACUCAGAACAAGCUGAGAACGUUAGUCCCCAAUUUCACUUUCAACUUGGGCUUCUCUGGGAAAUUCUACCACACAGGUACAGAUGAGGAAGAUGAAGGUGAUGACAUGCUACUUAAACACAGGAAGGAGUUCUGGUGGUUCCCGCACAUGUGGAGUCACAUGCAGCCUCACCUCUUCCACAACGUCACCGUGUUGGCUGAGCAAAUGAAGCUCAACAAGCAAUUUGCGCUGGAACAUGGGAUCCCAACGGACUUGGGCUAUGCUGUGGCCCCCCAUCAUUCUGGAGUUUAUCCCAUCCAUGCACAGCUCUAUGAGGCCUGGAAAUCCGUCUGGGGCAUCCAGGUGACCAGCACUGAGGAGUAUCCCCACCUGCGGCCCGCCCGGUACCGGCGAGGGUUCAUCCAUAACAGCAUCAUGGUGCUGCCUCGACAGACGUGUGGGCUUUUUACUCACACCAUCUUCUACAACGAAUAUCCUGGGGGCUCCAAGGAGUUGGACAAAAGCAUUCGGGGUGGUGAACUCUUCCUGACUGUGCUUCUGAACCCAAUCAGCAUCUUCAUGACACACCUGUCUAACUAUGGGAAUGACCGGCUGGGGCUGUACACUUUUGAGAGCCUGGUCAAGUUUGUGCAGUGCUGGACCAACCUUCGCCUGCAGACUCUGCCUCCUGUCCAGCUAGCAAAGAAGUACUUUGAAAUCUUUCCCCAGGAGAAGAACCCACUGUGGCAGAAUCCCUGUGAUGAUAAGAGGCACAAGGAUAUCUGGUCCAAAGAGAAAACAUGUGACCGGCUCCCCAAAUUCCUUGUCGUUGGACCCCAGAAAACUGGCACAACAGCUGUGCACUUCUUCCUGACCAUGCACCCAGCGGUCACUAGUAAUUUCCCGAGUCCAGCCACCUUCGAAGAGAUCCAGUUCUUCAAUGGGCCCAACUAUCAUAAAGGAAUUGACUGGUACAUGGAAUUCUUCCCCAUCCCCUCCAACGCCAGCACAGACUUCAUGUUUGAGAAAAGUGCCAAUUACUUUGAUACAGAGGUGGUACCGAAGCGUGGCGCGGCCCUGCUUCCACGAGCCAAAAUCAUCUCCAUUCUGAUCAACCCGGCCAUCCGAGCCUACUCCUGGUACCAGCACCAGCGCGCUCAUAGCGACCCUGUGGCUCUCAAUUACACCUUCUACCAGGUGAUUACUGCCAAGUCCCAGGCCCACCUGGAGCUGCGCAACCUGCAGAGCCGAUGCCUACUCCCUGGAAUGUAUUCGACUCACCUGGAACGAUGGCUGACGUAUUACCCCUCUGGGCAGAUUCUGAUUGUGGAUGGCCAGGAGCUCCGGCACAGCCCUGCUUCCAUCAUGGAGAACAUCCAGAAGUUUCUGGGGGUGACACCACUCUUCAACUACACCCAGGCCCUCAAGUUUGAUGAAGCAAAAGGAUUUUGGUGCCAGGUGCUAGACGGAGGGAAGACUAAAUGCUUGGGAAAGAGUAAAGGAAGGAAGUACCCUGACAUGGAUUCCUCGUCUCGGCUGUUCCUCACAGACUUCUAUCGGGAGUACAACAUCGAGUUAUCCAAGCUGAUGAACAGACUUGGGCAGCCCCUUCCCACGUGGCUCCGCGAGGAACUGCAGAAUUCCAGCUGGAGCUGAGGUGGCAGUCCCUGCCCCGGAGCUGCGGGAUGCAUGGUGCUGUCUAUCCAUGGGUAUAAAAGCCAGGUGGAAAAUACACUAUGAUGGCAUCUCUUGUCAGUCAAAAAACUAGAGAAAAGAGCAGCAGCCAGGAUCUUGGGAUUGUGACAGGAGCCCUUCCCCCUCCCACUGCUGCCCAGGAUGUGUCAUUGCAGGGGGUCCAGCGAGACUGUUGCACCCAGUGCGAAUCAAGCCCCUAAAUAUUAAUGGUUUGUUACAAAACUUUGGUAAGAAAGACACAAAGAAAAGGAAAUUGCACAAAGUGUAGCGGCUGCUCCAGGAGGACUGUGAUCCCAGGGAACAUCCGUGGGCUUCCCUCCCCCCCACCCAGAGGAGAGCAUGCUAACCCUUUAAAGACUGGGAUUUUUCAGACUCCUAUAAUACUACUGUCUGAAAUGCUCAGUACCUAGAGGGUUAACGUCUUCCAGUUGUGACAGGUUUGGGUGCAGCACCUGGCCUUUGUUGUUGAUAGCAAGGUGGUAAUUGCACUUUUGUACCAGGAAGAGCCGCUGCAGCCCCAAGAGGGGGGAAUCGGGAGAACCCCAGCUUUGGGGAGCAGUUUUAAUGCCAGUCAUGAAAGGCAACAUUCCCUCUUCCGCCUUGCAUGUGGAGUUUGUUCUUCAGAGACGGGUCCUGCUGUUGGCCACCUGUGUGGCUCCCCUCAGCUGAGGCUCCCUGCUCAGAGAGGGGGGUGAUGUAAAGUGGACUGCCUGGCUCUGCCUGCAGCUGUGCCCUUGGGAUAGUGUGUCCAGGGAGCUAGGUGAAGGGGCAGAGGCUUGCAGAAGUUGUCAUAAAGAAUCUGUCUGUUGUCUUCCAGAGGGAGGGGAAUAGAGGUUGCCAGAUAUGUCCUCUACCACCUCCUGGGAAUGGGCUUGAUGAGUUAGCCUAAGGCCCCUGGUUGGAAAGGCUCUAAGCGGUGCUGCUGUUUCUGAAUACAACUGAGGAUCGUGUCCUGGCGGCUGCUUCCUCUCUUACAUAUUUCCCAGGCAUUACUGAUACCAGGCAGACUGGUCCAGUUCUUUUCUGGGGCUGCAUCAGCAUCCACGUGAUGGCAGGUGCCAGAAGAUACCAGGCCGCAAAGCUAGUUUCUUCAGUGGACAUCAGUGAGAGAGGAAUUAAGUCAAACAGGAACAUCCUCUGACUAGCACUUAGUUAUCUAUCCGAUCCCUUCAACAGAUCUGGCGCCCGAGGAUGUCAUCUGCGCAAAAGCUGAGGAGGAGCAAUCUAGGCAAGAUCCAGGGCACUCAGAGCAGAGCUUGUUGAUCCUCCCUCAGUGCAAAAGAACAAGGCCCUGGUCCUUGUGAAUUGAAAGGGAAGAGACGCUCUCACCCCUGUACCAAGCCAGAUAGCUUAGUGAGAGUAAAAGCAGCUCCGCUGCCAAGGGGCUGGGGCUUCUAUUGCGGAGACAAUUGUCCAACUGCAUUGGGGGGGUUUUGAGGUUGGCAAGGGAAUACCCAGAGUACUAGGCUUUAGCAGGGUACUAAUUAUGACUAGAAUUUGGAAGAGCUAGUCCCUGCAUGUUUGCCUCUGCCGCUGUCUGGAGUGGUUGUUUUCUUUCUCACUGAGCCAUGGGCAUCUAAAUUCCAACUUCCCCCAUCUCGCUGCAUGGAGGAGAGUGGCUCUGGAAACAGCUUUUUUACUUCUUCUCCAACCUUAUAGUAUGGCAGGGGUCACUUGGACUGGUAUCUGACCCAGACAGGAAUACAAUGUAUGGCAACUUCUGCGGUCUCCUUUUUUCUAAAGGGGAGAGAAGCUGUUUCAACCAAGCUUUUCCAUUGAGCCUUAGGUAUUGUAUAUUUUUAAAUGGUGCAUUUACCAUUGUAUGUAAAUGUAUAUAGUAUGCAAUAUAGUAUUUUAUUCCAUGUGCCCUAAGGAAGGGCUAACCUUGUGCAACCAAAAAGAGGAACAGAAAUAGAAACCCAUCUCCCCCGUUAGAACAGAGGAGAGCCCCACUUCCUGCACUGGAUUCAUGUAUAGUGUCAUUCACAUUGAAUGAUGAUAAUGGAGAAAUUCUUGGCUCUCGAAGCUGAGCACAAGUGUCUGAAUAAAGGUUAGAAGUAGCAUUCAGUGGAUUCAAUAAAUGUACCACUUAUUUUCUAUGA